CCAUGUAGCCCGGUUCACUAUACAUCGAGUGUGAAAAGACACUCGACUCCUCCACGUCGCCAUGGCUGAAGCGAAAAAGACGGUCCUGAUUAUUGGUGGCGGCGCCGUGGGAGCCAUUGCAGCCGUCAACUUGGAAGUUGGUGGGCUCGCCGCCGUCACGGUCGUGUUGCGAUCCAACUACAAUGUGGUCAAAGAAAAGGGCUACACAAUCCACAGCUGUGAUCAUGGUGUCUUGGACGGCUGGAGGCCCAGUGUUGUCCGCAACACGGUUCCCAAUCUUGUCGAAGAAGGCAUUCCACCAUACGACUAUGUCAUUCUCUGCACCAAGAACAUUCCCGACGCCUCGCCUACAGCCGUUGAACUGGCCACCCCGGCACUUCCCAAGAACAGCGGCAAGACGACGCUUCUUCUGCUCCAGAACGGGAUUAACAUUGAGAAGCCCUUCCUGAGGGCGCAUCCCAAUGUUCCCAUACUUUCUGGAAUAUCCAUGAUUGGCAGCGCGGAGCCUUCGCCAGGCCACAUUGUGCAUGAUGAAGCCGACAAGCUGCUCAUCGGCGCCUUUCCCACCUCCAACAUCAAUCCUGCGGUGCCCGAGCGCCGAGCCGAGGAGCUUGUAGCGAUCUACGGCAAAGCAGGAAAGACGGACUGCCAGUAUUCACCCGAGGUCCUACAUGACCGUUGGAAGAAGCUCGUGUUCAACGCGGCCUUGAACCCAAUCUGCGCCAUCACGGGCCUGGACGAUGGACGCAUCCGGCUUGCAGACGGCGCACUGGAUGGUCUUGUCAGGCCAGCGAUGCGAGAAAUCGUGGCCGCUGCCAAAGCCGUGAAUGGAGUGGAGCUGGGCGAUGACGUAGUGGAAGCUACCAUCAACAUUGAUCCGCUAGAGAGCUAUCUGAAGCCGAGUAUGCAGCAAGAUCUCGAAAAGGGCAACUGGAUCGAGUUCGAGAACCUAGUGGGCGAGCCGCUCAGGGCAGGAAAGAAUGCUGGUGUUCCCAUGCCGACGCUCGAGGUGCUGUACCACAUUGCGAAAGCGAUCCAAUGGCGCACCAGGGAAAAGAGGGGUCUCGUCAGCGUACCACCGAAAGGUUCCAAUAGCGUCUUGUAGCCUUUGAAUAAGCACUGUUUCAACC
Messenger RNA from Exserohilum turcica Et28A, 1130 nucleotides. RefSeq lists its product as uncharacterized. Bases 62 to 1105 code for a protein of 347 amino acids. NCBI's taxonomy places the organism in Eukaryota, Fungi, Ascomycota, Dothideomycetes, Pleosporales, Pleosporaceae. Gene Ontology annotation, cellular component: cytoplasm. The transcript has 3 exons. The record is from RefSeq and is a predicted model, not a curated record. Gene Ontology annotation, molecular function: 2-dehydropantoate 2-reductase activity. Gene Ontology annotation, biological process: pantothenate biosynthetic process.